ACAGUCUGCAACUGCCACUUCCUUUUAAUCUGAAGUGGCCGUCAGAAGUAAAAAAGGACCUUGUUCCACAUACCCAUGUGGCUGUCUUCCUGGAACCCUUUUCUAGAUGGUGGGCAGGAGAGACUUCACGGUGACACCAUGAACAUCUCAAGCAACCCACUAGCUCCAAACGACACCCUGGAACCCACCAAGCCUUCUUCAGAAGGUGGGCACUCUCUUUGGGAGGUGGUCUUGAUCAUUUUGACGACGGGGAUCAUCUCCUUUGUCACUGUGGUGGGGAACCUUCUGGUGAUGAUCUCUUUCAAGGUCAACCGGGAGCUGAAGACCGUCAACAAUUACUUCUUGCUCAGCUUAGCUGGCGCCGACCUCAUCAUUGGAGCCAUCUCCAUGAACUUGUACACCACCUACAUUGUCAUGGGGCGGUGGGCGAUGGGCAGUGUGGCCUGCGAUUUGUGGCUGGCCCUGGACUACGUUGCCAGCAAUGCGUCUGUCAUGAACCUGUUGGUCAUCAGCUUCGACCGCUACUUCUCCAUCACCCGCCCGCUCACCUACAGAGCCAAGCGGACACCCAAGAGGGCCGCUGUUAUGAUAGGCUUGGCUUGGCUGAUCUCCAUUAUCCUGUGGGCACCCGCCAUCUUGUUCUGGCAGAACUUUGUCGGCAAGCGGACAGUCCCCGAGGACGAUUGCUACAUCCAGUUCUUCUCUGUGCCAGUCAUCACCUUCGGAACGGCCAUUGCGGCCUUCUACCUCCCCGUCAUCAUAAUGGUGGCUCUCUACUGGAAGAUCUUCCAGGAGAUCCAGAAGAGAGCCAAGGAACUGUCUGGACUACAGGGCUCAGAGUUUGGGAGCAAACCCCAAGCUGCCUCCAGAAUACCCCCAAACAGUGGCAGCGGGGGCAGCAGCAGUAGCAGCUCGGAGCCAUCCCACGCUGUUGCAGCUUCCUCUGCCGUGGUUGUCCUUCCUCUGCAGACAUGCUGCUUUCCUGCUGGGCAGAGGGCCGAGGGCCUGUUCAUAGACCAAAGCAGCAAUGGCAGCUGGAACAACACGGAGGAUGAGGAAGUGGAGGAGGCCUCUGCCGACUCCUUGACGUCAUCCGAGGGCGAGGAACAGCCCUUCGAAGUCCACUCCAUCUGCUCAGCAGUCAUCCGCCUGCCCAUGAUCAACACCGUCCUGCAGCCACCGCGGCCAGGUCAGUGCCGAGAUCCCAAGGCAGCGUCUGGUAGGAACUGGGCUGGCGGAAAGGUCCUCGUCGGGAUCCCAAGGCAAUCUCCGCUCAUGGAGAACAAGCUCAAGAAAGCAGCGAUGCCACCACUGAUGGAGAAGACUCCAGCAGCGGCCAAGAGCCAAGCCUUCAGGAGGAAGAGGAGGAAGAAUCGUGUCUCCAAAAGGAAAACGCUCUCGCUGAUGAAGGAGAAGAAAGCAGCCCGGACGCUCAGUGCCAUCCUUUUGGCCUUCAUCAUCACCUGGACUCCCUACAACAUCAUGGUGCUGGUGUCGACUUUCUGCCAGGGAUGCAUUCCCAAAGGCCUUUGGAAACUGGGGUACUGGCUUUGCUAUGUCAACAGCACCAUCAACCCCAUGUGCUACGCCCUCUGCAAUAGGUCAUUCCGGACCACCUUCCGGAUGCUGUUGCAGUGUCGUGGGGGUCGGCGACGCUAGAGGGAGAAGGGAGCAACUCCUAGGUGGUGUCAGUCCAUUGAGCAGGGGGCACGAAGACCCUGACGUGGUGCAUAAAAUAAGGAAGGACAAACGAAGAGUGGGGUGGAACACAGAUCCUUCCCAAUUUUAGGGCUAGGUAUUUAUAUUUUGGAAGGAUAACUAUGAUAUGCCUGGGUAUGUUUACAGAAUUCAGCACUGCAGAGGCACAGAGGUGGUCUCCCCCUUAAUGGAUGCUUAAAUAUAUAUAUACUUUUAAGCUCAGAAGACAUUUUGCUCCUAAGAACAUAAGAACCACUGGGGCACUCCAUCCUAGAACGGGACAUAAAGGCUUCAACCGCCUAGACCCCCAGAAUCUGGUAUUCAGAAGUAGACUGCCUGUGAAAAAAUUCGUUCCAGAAAAUAAAGUGUUCCUCUGUCAACUUCUAGGCCACCACAAUUUUUUUGCAAAAGGAAUAAAGGAAGCAGAGUAAGUUGUAGGGAAAGUGCAGAUUGAAUCAGUGUCCCUUCGUUAUUCAGAUUUCGGAAUUUAUAGGCUUAUUAGCAGAGAC
Molecule: messenger RNA, 2207 nt
Organism: Podarcis raffonei (Aeolian wall lizard)
Lineage: Eukaryota; Metazoa; Chordata; Lepidosauria; Squamata; Lacertidae
Gene: CHRM1
Product: cholinergic receptor muscarinic 1
Exons: 1
Coding region: 76-1659 (527 amino acids)
Biological process (GO): G protein-coupled receptor signaling pathway, coupled to cyclic nucleotide second messenger; chemical synaptic transmission; adenylate cyclase-inhibiting G protein-coupled acetylcholine receptor signaling pathway
Cellular component (GO): synapse; plasma membrane; dendrite
Molecular function (GO): G protein-coupled serotonin receptor activity; G protein-coupled acetylcholine receptor activity
Source: RefSeq, a predicted model, not a curated record